This is a messenger RNA of Closterium sp. Naga37s-1, 1119 nucleotides long. The record is from the annotation of a GenBank genome assembly. NCBI's taxonomy places the organism in Eukaryota, Viridiplantae, Streptophyta, Zygnematophyceae, Desmidiales, Closteriaceae.
AUGAGUCCGGAGGAGCAUUGGUGGUGGGGCACCCCUGAAUACCUCAUGGGUAACUGGCACGGCCAAUGGCGAUGGUGGAAGCCGAUGCAAUCAACGGACGAGAUCAGAUCCAUGAAGUCCGUGCGGAAAUUGUGGGCCACGUCACCAGACCUCACCAGCAUCGCCCACAUGAACGAUUGGUAUGACCGUCGGGGCGACGUUUCCCCGCAGGUCACCGGCGUGGGCGUGCAGUGGGACAUGUCCCUUGCAGAGAACAGCCUGCCAGACGGGUUCUGCCACGUGGCAGCCAGCAAAUUCCGCCGUUACACCGUCAGCAGGAAGGCGGACGGGAUCUGGGGACCUCUGGAGGUUUCAGAUGGGGAAGGGGGCAUUAAGCUGCCUUUCCUGGAGGAGUUCUUCUUCUCCCACAGUGCCUCUCUGGAGGUGGGGGAUGGGGCUGCAGGCAUUAAGUUGCCAUUCCUGGUGGAGUUCUUCUUCUCCCACAGAUUCGAGUCCGACGGAGCUUUCCGUGUAUCAGUGGUGGUCGAGGAGUCACUAGAUACCAACGAACGCCGCCCUGCCGACUGGGUCUGGCCAACGUGGGGCCCGGGCGGCGUCCCGUCCCAUCUGCCCGACCACCUGCCGCCCGUUCCGGCACUAGAUGACAAGACGAUGGUGGGAACUCGCACUGUUCUGACUCGCAAACUGAUGGUUCAGGAGCGGGAGAACGUGUCCUGGGCAGAGGAAUGGAGCCCUAACGGCGCUGCCGCUGCUGCCGCCAUUGCAGCAGCAGCAACAGCAGGAGCAGGAGCAGGAAAUAAUGGUGAAGCAGCGUUGGCGGGAGGAGCUGCACCAGAAGCAUCAGCAGCAGCGGCAGCGGCUGGGUUCAUGGGCCGAGUGCCAGAGGGAGAUGAGGAGCGGUAUGCGGUGUUUGCUCUACCCCACGGGGUGGUGGUGUGCGCCCCGCGCUCGCUGCAGCUGGUGGCAGGGAGGCCGUUUGUGCUGUCGGUGUCGUGGGUGGUGGGGGAGGUGGGCGAGGGGGUUGUGGGUGCAGGGGAGGUGAAGCGGAUUACUGCCUCUUGGGGGGCUGAUGGGGGCUUUGAGAAAGUGGAAGGCGAGUGGUACAGGAGACAGGCGUGA